Molecule: messenger RNA, 3346 nt
Organism: Drosophila takahashii
Lineage: Eukaryota; Metazoa; Arthropoda; Insecta; Diptera; Drosophilidae
Source: RefSeq, a predicted model, not a curated record
AUGGAGCAUAAAAACAAAAAAGAUCGCAGCAUUUUUCUGGAACGCGAGGAGCGUGUUUCGAUCGGGGGACGCCAAAGGAUUUACAUAAAGAAGACCCACAAGAAGGUGAGGGAACUCUUCCGUCAUCCAACGGUUGGAGUUUCUAGUUACGCCCACAAGCAGCCGGAAGUUGGGCCAUCAUCCUCUUCACUGGGUCUUGAGAAAAUCCAGCGAACCCGACAGCAGGUGGAUAUUCUGUACAGGAAGAUCGAGAAUGAGAUAAAUAAGUUGAAGGACUUUCGCAACCAUUUCCUUAAAGACACAGACACUGGAAGCAGAUCUAGGAGUCCGGAUAUGGCAAAGGCGAGACAAAAGAACAUGACCUGGGGUCAAAGUUUGGAGGCGAAUCAGGUCGGUCCCCUAGCCGCCAAUAGAACUCCCAAUUCCGGUCCUCAACCGAAGGUCAAAUGUCGCACCAUUGCUGUUAAGAAUUCGCCUGCAAUUGAUUCUUCGGAAAUCGACCAAAGAAUCAGUGGAGGCUGCUCCCAUUGUUGUGCAAACUGCAGUCGGAAUUAUCAGACAAUCUACCAAAGCAGCUUUGGAAAUUGUAACUGCCAUUGUAAUUGCUCCUGCCAGUGCAACAUGGGAUAUCCUCAACAGUUCAGCGUUUGCAAUAAAUUCAAUGGAGGGAUUUCACCCAAUCAGGGGAUGGAGUUUGGGAUACCUUAUAGCAUCUGUCCACGGCAAACCUGCGGAAGAGUGGUCACCGAUCUGAAUACUCAGGGAAUUGGACGGAAUUGGUGUCCAAAAAUAAUGACGGAUCGCGCUGCAUCACCCAAGGAUUGCCGUACCAAAUGCCAGGACAAAAAGUCGCCAGUUAGGAGUGGAAAAUCCACAAUUAUUAAAAGAUUGGAAUGCAAAAUAAAAGCGGAAACUGCUGCAGCUUCAUUAGCACAGCAAAAGAAGACUCCUGAAAAACUACCAAAGGUUAUCCAGAAAAAGGAGAACGAGUCUUCAGAGGAUCAUAAGCAAAAUAAGACAAAAAUGAAGUCGGAAAAUGUGACAGUCAGUAAACUUGUCACUUCAAAGGCUUUUAGUGGUGAUGCAGAUCCAUCGAAGUUGUGCAGCGAGGAACAAACGGAUGAAACGAAGGUCCGCAUGUACCAAGAUUAUUUGAAUCAGUAUAAGCAGGAGAAUUCCAGGACUGAGCUCGAAGGACGCACGGCUCUCCAGCCGAUUCCCACAUACACAAGGAUCAAGACGGAAGUGGAACAAAAACCAAAUGUAAAGCAACCCGCGGAUUCACCUCCUCUUUCCGAUUCGGAUGGGAUUAAAAAUCAGGAGAAAGGAAACUCAAAAGGAGUUCAGGAAGUUGAAGAAUCUAACUGUUGUUGCGAUGCUGGUCGGAAUGCACUUGUAAGUCAAAGUAGUAGCGAUGAACGCCUAAUAUCCGUUGAGAAUUUGUGUUGCUGUAAUAUAUCAGAAGACGGAAAAACUGGAGGGAAUAUGCAGGAUAGUAAAAGUCACAGCGAAAGAAGUCAUACUUAUAAAAACGUAAGUCAAGACUGGCACAAUAAUGAUGGUCGUUGUAAUGAAAAAGACUACAGCACUCCGGAAAGUAGGAAACAACCAACUGAUAAAAGGUACUUCAACGAUUCGAGACCUGUUGCUUCCUGGAACAACACUAAUGGGCUACAGUGCCCUGACGACAGAAGCCUACUUAAAACAAAAAGUGCCGCAAAGGCAAAUCGAAUGAAUUCGGAAAAAUCAAAAAAAUUCGAGAGUAUGAAUUCUAAGAUGGUUACGCAGGAAAGGCGAGAGCAUUCCAAGGAACGAAUCUCGGUGAAGACGGUUCCUAAGGAAAUGAGAGCACACAAUCUUCAGAGAUCAACAUCACCCCAAGUCUUAAGAACUACCAGUUAUGUCUCUAUGGCUCCUCAAUAUCAAAAAGAUAUUCCAGUGAUACAGGCUCACAGAGAUGCGAUAAAAACCCAAAAAAAUAUUACUUGUAGGGAAAAACUGGAAAAACAGCAUUAUUAUCGGGAUCAUGUUAAUCCAACUCUACCAAGUACAUCUCGCUUAGAAAAUUUUCCUUCAGAAGUUAUAGCUUCCCCGCAAAGUGAAAGUGCCGAAACUGUAUUAAAGAUUCCAAAUCAGUAUAGUCGAUCCAAUAAUUGUGAUAACGAUAGCCUCCACGAUCGAUUCGUUAAUUGCUAUCAAGAUUUAAAGCAAGAUACCCUUAGGAAUUUCGAACCACUGGAAAAGAUUGCUAGUUAUAAAUCAGAUAAUGGGUAUAUUUAUAAUGAGAGUGAUUACGACGCGUUGGCUUGCAGGCAAGAUGAUCUUAGAGAGCCCUCUUACAGAAUACCAGAGAAAACACAGAAAUCUCAUGAUGAUUCACCCCAUGUCAGCUAUAAACAGUCUAUAAAGAGAAAUCCUCAAACACCCCCAAAUAGGCAAGACAGUCCCAGGAAUCCCAAAGACUAUUAUAGACAAGUCAAUCAGAAGCCUCAAAACGAAUAUAAUAGUCAGAUAUUAAAUACACGAAGUCACAGUCCCAAUAGACCCUAUAGAGUUAAUGAUCAGACUUCGAGUUCUCACUGUUGUCCUAGUCCCAGCCAAUCUGAUCAAAGUCUGUGCUCCGAGUGUCAGGAAUCUUACAAAACCCAGAAGAAAGUACAAAGUGUGGACCAUUUUAAAACCUACAGUUAUGAUGACUGUGAUAGGGGACACCAUACCAAAUACGGAAGUUCACCGGAUCAAAUUAAUUAUAGAUACGACGGAUAUGAAGGGGAUCAGUUGGAAAAUCAUCGUCAGGUUCAUAAUCAGCAUACCCCAAGGUCAUGCAUGUCUUCCCCAAGACGCUGUUCACGCAGUGAAGAUAGCCAAGUUCCAGUUUUGGAGACCGUCUGUGAGAAACGCACACGAACAGUUACCUUCGAAGAUAAUAGUGGGGAUCUGACCAAGGAGGAACAUGUUAAGGAAACUUGUCACAGUCUUAUCGAUUGGGAGCGCGCCCUUAAAUACCACAUGGUAGAGCAAAGCGGUGAUACGGAAAACACAGAUGAUAACUACACUUGUAGAUCCAGCAGUUCCGGUGAGCGUACCUGCCUUGAGUCUACCUACGAUGACGACUUCGCCAGCUGCGAGGAGGCGGAUCCCCAGACGAACUACAAGCGGGCACCUGCAUUUGAUGGAUGUCCCUGCAUGUACCAGACCUAUUUAAACCUGGCCUCAAUGUGCCAGAACGAAGGACGCUCCAUUCAGCGAUAGAUACAACUAAUUUUUAUUCAGUUUCGACAAUCUUUCUUAUAUUUUUACAAUUUCGAUAUCCCAGCCAAACAUUAAAUUUGAGUUAACAUAAUAA